GCCGGGUCGCGCUGCGCUAUCUGCUCGUCGGCGGCUCUGCGCUCUGCCGGCUGCUUGCGCUUCUUAGUCGCAGCCCAGUUGUUGCUGAUUCCUGGAAGGAUACAUCUACAUUUUUGUUUCAAGGAAAUUUGGAGAGACAAAAUGGCACAGAGCAACAACAAAGAGGGCCACGGUGUGGUGGGUGGUCAUUUUGAUCUUCCCGUCAAGAAGGCGAUUAAUUUUUCCCCUCCGCUGUACAGACAGCGUUACAGCUUCGUUAACGACCUAGUGAAUCAGCACAAACCCAAGAAGGUGGCAGACUUGGGGUGUGGCAAUGCUUCCCUCAUACAGAUGAUUAAAUCGCACAGUUGCCUGGAACUGAUUGUUGGAGUAGAUAUCAAUAAGGAUAAAAUAGGAUCGCAGAGGUGUAGGCUGUCUCCGUUCUCGGGGGAGUAUCUGAGCCCCCGGGAUCUGAAUUUGUCCAUCAUCUUGUACCACGGCUCUGCUGUGGAGAGAGAUUCUCGUCUGCUUGGGUUUGACUUGGUCACAUGUAUCGAGUUAAUAGAACACUUGGAUUCCGAGGACCUGGCCAGGUUUCCCGACGUCGUGUUUGGGUACCUGUCUCCGGCCAUGGUUGUCAUCAGCACGCCCAACUCGGACUUCAACCCCCUGUUCCCGGCAGUGACCUUGAGAGAUUCCGAUCACAAAUUUGAGUGGAACAGGAAGCAGUUUCAGACCUGGGCCUCAGGGGUGGCAGAUUUCUACAAUUACUCCGUGGAGUUCACAGGCGUGGGGGAGCCACCGGAAGGAGCUGGGAAUGUCGGCUACUGCACCCAGAUAGGGGUCUUCCGGAGAAUCGGAGCGCCGGCCACGGAAUCGUGCGUGGCAGAGCCGUGUGGCCAGCACGUUUAUAAGAUUGUUUAUUCCGUUUCAUAUCCGAGUUUACAGCAAAAGGAAAUCCGCAAACUCGCAUUAGCCAAUGAGGUGUCUCGCCAAGUCCAGAGCUUGAGGCAGAGAUACGUCUCCAGCCUGCGGAUACUGCGGCGCGGCGGUGGGGACGGCCACCGGGUCAGCGACACCGGGCUCGUCCCCUUCUCCGGACCGGUUUUCACAGAACUUGAAAAACGCAAAAUCGAGAAGUCUCCCGAACCGUUCCGCUUUGGGAAUAAGCUCUACGUCCCGCUGGAGAGGCUGCUCGCCUAUCCCAAGGUGAACCGCCUGUGCGACAGCGUAGACACGAUGAGAGCGCUCAUCGCCGACACAGUGAGGCUGAGCAGGGACGGGUCUGCGGUCAAGGUCGACCUGCGCGAUGCCAGUCCGUCCUGAGAGUUGGAGUCUCAGCCAAGGGAGGGCUCGCCGAGGACGCUCUGGUAUAGCCAUCAUCCCAGUAACGUAACUUUGAGAUGACUUGACACAUUGUUUUUUGAAUAGGCUUGUUUUGUUUGCCAGUGUUUGUAGAGAGUUCCUGAUAUGCUUGGUUUUGGUUGUUGUUGGCAUUAAAGAAUGUUAAAGGCA
Molecule: messenger RNA, 1494 nt
Organism: Eptesicus fuscus (big brown bat)
Lineage: Eukaryota; Metazoa; Chordata; Mammalia; Chiroptera; Vespertilionidae
Gene: HENMT1
Product: HEN methyltransferase 1
Exons: 8
Coding region: 142-1305 (387 amino acids)
Biological process (GO): siRNA processing; piRNA processing; RNA methylation
Cellular component (GO): nucleus; cytoplasm
Molecular function (GO): O-methyltransferase activity; RNA methyltransferase activity
Source: RefSeq, a predicted model, not a curated record